AUGAUUUAUCCAAAAAAUAAACUAUAAUCAGCAGGGUAAUCGACAUUGUCUCGCAAAAAUUACACUUCAGAAUAAAGAGAAGAAAUCAAAAGACAAAUUGCUGAUAGAUUAUCUAAGAAGUAUGGUUUAGAUUUAACAGAAUAAAUACAUGCAAAAGUAAAUAGCUAUCUUAAUCAAAAUUAAACUAUAACUGCCGAAGGGUAUUUAAGUUUAUUAUAAAUAUAGGAUAUAAAAUUUAGAAUAAGAAAUCAGUCGUUAAAAGGCUUUACCUUAAUUACAAUAAUAAUAAUCUUCAAAUCAAGUCAAGUAAAAAGAUGAAGAUGAUUAAAAAUCAGUUGUUUCAAAAAUGUCAGGAGCAUCAAAUUUUGAUAUGGUAGAUUAAUAUACUCAUAAAACUGAAAAAAAUACAGAAGAAAAGAAGAGUUAGAAAAUGACUGGAUUACAUACAAAGAAAAUUGAGAAUGACUUGGCAUUUUUGAAUGAAGAAAAUUAAUGGGGUGCCAUAUACAAAUACAAUAAAUAUCUUUAUGAUAAGGAAGGUGAAAUAAAAAAGUAAAGGGAAAUAGAAAGAAAGAAAAAGAUUAAAGAAGAAUUGGAUAAAUAAGUUAUUGAAAAAUAAUCAAAAAAAGUAUUGAGCAAAAAAGAAGAAAAUGCAUUCUAUGAAAAUCAGAUGUAUUAAUGUACAUUAUUUGAUUAAAAAGAAUAAGAGAAAAUAGAAAGAGUAAGUAUAUCCUAUAUAUAAUUAGGCUAAAUAUAUUAAAAUGGUAGAGAAAUAAGCAAGAGAUUAAUAAGUAAAAGAAAUCAAAAAAAAUAGAAGAAUGGAUGAGAAAUAAGAAAAGGCUUUAGACAGUUAUAUGAUAUAGAAAGUAAGAGAAGAAUUAGAAGAUGAAUAAAAAUUUUUAUAAUUUAAAAAGGAACAUCAAUAUUAGGUUAUGUAAAAAUUAAUGUCUGAAAAUGAAGAGAAGAAAAGACUUCAAGAGAAAGAAAAAGAAGAUGAAAGAUAAGAGAACAUUAAAUUAAUGGAUGCCUAUUGCAAAUUAUUAGAUAAAUAGGAAGAAGAAAGAUAGAAAGCAAUAAAAGAAAGGGAUGAAAAAAUUAAAUAAUAUUAAGAAAAAGCUAUGGAAAUGUAAGAAAAGGAAUUAGAAAGUAUAAUAGAUAUUUUUAUAAAUAGAAAAAAUUGGACAAUUAGAAAAAAGGGCUGAUAAGUAUGAAUAAAGAAAAGAGAGAAGAAUUCAAGAAUUAGAAAAGGAAGCAGAAAGAAAGAAAUGGGAAACUAAAUUAAAAACAAGAGAAUAUUUGAAUAAAUAAAUGGAAGAAAGAGAAAUUUAAAAAUAAAGAGAAAAAUUAAAGGAUUAAGAAUAAGUAUUUAAAUUAUAAAAUAUUAGGCUACAUUAUGGAAAGAAGAUACUACUAAUUAUUUUUAAUUUGAAAAAGAAAGAGAUAUUGAGAAAAAGAAAAUCUAUAAGGAAUAUUAGGAUACAUUACUAGAAUAAAUGAAAGAAAAAUCUUAAGCAAAAAAAGGAAUUAUUGAUGAAAUGCUUAGACAUGAAUAAAUGUUAAGUAAAAACACGUUAUCAGAAUUAGAUUAAAUGAGACAAACAGUUCAAUGA
Molecule: messenger RNA, 1610 nt
Organism: Paramecium primaurelia
Lineage: Eukaryota; Ciliophora; Oligohymenophorea; Peniculida; Parameciidae
Source: the annotation of a GenBank genome assembly